AUGCAUAAUAUUUAUUCCGAUAUAUUAUCAAAUAACACUUAUUCAAGACCUUUUAAAUUUGUUACUUUAAUGUUUUUACCUUUACUCAUUCUUUUGUAUGUCGGAAUAAUAUUACCCAUAAGUUUACAAGCUUGCCUUGCUCAUAGUUUAUUUAUCACUCUUAUAUUACCAAUUGUAAUUCAAGUCAAACGACCAGAAUAUCCUUAUUAUGAUGAAUCCGUUUUAAUGUCAAUAAUAUUUCUUUUAUAUCAAUUUAUUCUCGGGAAUAAUUCAAUUAAAGAAAUCAAAGAAGAAUUUUUAGAUUCACCAAUUUUACGUCCAAUUCAAGAUACAAUUAAUCUUGAUAAAAAGUUUUCACAUAUUUAUUCAACUGUUAUACCUAAUAGAAUUAAAGAAUUUAUUGAUUUCUUUUAUCAUAAAUUAAGAGUUGGUAUUGUGGUAGGAUUUUUUUUUGGAUUCUUUGCUAUUCCUAUUACACUCAUUUGUUUCUUUAUUGAACCACCAUUUGAUAAAGCAUUUACACAAUUAAAACAAUUAACAUCAAAUUGGACAUCAAAUUGGUAUUUAAAUUGGUCUUUAAAUUGGUCAGGAAUUGAUAUAAAUAAUAAAGAUUGGAAAACACUUGAGGAUGAAAUUGAAGGAAAUCCUUUAAAUAUUAUUUUUUCAGUAGUAAUGUUAUUCUGUUUAAGAGUAAUAAUUUGUGGGAUAAAAAAUUGUUUGGAUUCAAUUGUUUCUCGUUUUUCUCAAUUUAUUUCUGAUCUUGGUAAAGAUAAUGAAUGUUGUUAUUAA
Diversispora eburnea is the source of this 789-nucleotide messenger RNA. The record is from the annotation of a GenBank genome assembly. NCBI's taxonomy places the organism in Eukaryota, Fungi, Glomeromycota, Glomeromycetes, Diversisporales, Diversisporaceae.